Messenger RNA from Perca flavescens (yellow perch), 6770 nucleotides. RefSeq names its product Ras association (RalGDS/AF-6) and pleckstrin homology domains 1b (gene raph1b). Bases 358 to 4791 code for a protein of 1477 amino acids. Lineage: Eukaryota; Metazoa; Chordata; Actinopteri; Perciformes; Percidae. Gene Ontology annotation, biological process: signal transduction. Gene Ontology annotation, cellular component: cytosol; plasma membrane. The record is from RefSeq and is a predicted model, not a curated record. The transcript is spliced from 20 exons.
UGGACAGGAAACGACGGAGACGCGCAGCGUGUCUCCUCACCAGCUCCGGGAAAGAAGAGUAGGAAUGGGAUUGUGUGUAGACGAGGCGACGUGUGGAAACAUGAGGAUAACGGGCGGUUUUUAAACUAGAUUAAUCUUUUAAACAGAUAAUUAGGCCUACACGUAGGCCUAUAUCAGGAGCUUUUCAUCUUUUCUCCCUUAGGGCAGGGAUAUUUGCUCUCCCAUUGGAGAACACAGGAGAGGUGAGGACCCUCUUUGUGAAUCCCGUUUCACUAGGAUAAAAGCCCUGUCACGGAGUGGAGUGGGGGUAUUGCUGACCUUUAACCUCAGUAGGAAGGAGAGAAAGCCACUUCAGAGAUGGAGCAGGUGUCAGAUGAUGAGUUGGACCAUGGAGCCGAGGAGGACAGCGACAAAGAGGACCAGGACCUGGACAAGAUGUUCGGUGCUUGGCUUGGCGAGCUGGACAAGCUUACACAGAGUCUGGAUGAUGGCAAGCCUCAGAAACCACUGCAGAAGCCUCCUCUCAGGCAGGAGACGAACAUGGCCAACUUCUCCUACCGCUUCUCAAUGUAUAACAUCAACGAGGCGUUGAACCAGGGCGACGCAGUGGACCUGGAUGCCCUGAUGGCUGACCUGUGCUCCAUUGAACAGGAGCUCAAUACCAUUUCCAAACCCAACUCCGCGUCUCGUGGCCAGAACAAAGGCCAGCAGCGAGCCCCGGGGGGGCGCAGCGCCAGCACCAAGCACACAGGCACUAGUGGAGGAGGAAGCAGCGGAGGAAGCACCAGUAGCAGUACCCGGGCAUCGCCGGCCAACACCGUACGAGGCGGCAGCGUCAACACCCGCCCCGCGGCCUCCAACAUCUCCCUGGAUGACAUCACCUCUCAGCUGGAGAAGGCCUCUCUCAGCAUGGAUGAAGCGGCACGUCAGACCUCUUCCUCUUCUUCCUCCUCCUCGUCUUCUUUCUCCUCCACCACGCUGCGGCGGCCCUCGUCGGGGUCGUCAGGCGGCGGGCAGCACAGGAGGACGGGCUCAGUGGGCACGGUCAGCGAGCGGGAGGCUCCAUCCCAGCGGUCCAGUGUAAACUCAGCGUGUGCCUCAGCAUCCAGCAUGGACUCCCUGGACAUUGAUAAAGUGAUGACGGGUGGAGAGGUGGAGGGCCAGAGCAGCCCGAGCACACAAGGACAAAACCAGACCAGCACAGAGCACUCCUAUCUGGACCGAGAAACCUCGCUCAUUCUGAAAAGCAUAGCAGGAAAGCCUUCUCACCUCCUGACCAAGGAGGAGCAAGCUGCUAAAUUGAAGGCAGAGAAGAUCCGAGUCGCCCUGGAAAAAAUCAAGGAGGCACAGGUCAAAAAGCUGGUGAUCAGGGUCCACAUGUCAGACGAGAGCUCCAAGACCAUGAUGGUGGAUGAGCGGCAGACGGUGAGGCAGGUGCUGGACAGCCUGCUGGAUAAGUCCCACUGUGGCUACAGCCCCGACUGGUCUCUAGUGGAAACCAUCAAUGAGCUACAGAUGGAGCGUAUUUUUGAGGACCAUGAGAACUUGGUGGAGAAUCUAUUAAACUGGACCCGGGACAGCCACAACAAGCUUAUGUUCAUCGAACGCAUCGAGAAAUAUGCGCUUUUCAAGAACCCUCAGAACUAUUUGCUGGGGCGGAAGGAGACAUCCGAAAUGGCUGACAGGAAUAAAGAGGCUUUAUUAGAGGAGUGUUUCUGUGGCGGCUCAGUGUCUGUGCCAGAGAUCGAGGGCAUCCUGUGGCUGAAGGAGGAUGGGAAGAAGUCGUGGAAGAAACGCUACUUUCUCCUCAGAGCUUCAGGGAUCUACUACGUCCCCAAAGGCAAAGCCAAGGCAUCCAGAGAUCUCGUGUGCUUCCUGCAGUUGGACCAUGUUAACGUGUACUACGGCCAGGACUACCGCAGCAAAUACAAGGCUCCUACUGACUAUUGUCUUGCCUUGAAGCAUCCACAAAUCCAGAAGAAGUCCCAGUACAUCAAGUAUCUGUGCUGUGAUGAUGUCAGGACCCUGCACCAAUGGGUGAAUGGAAUUCGCAUCGCCAAGUAUGGCAAGCAACUAUACGUGAACUACCAGGAAGCCAUGAAGAGGACAGAGGCGGCCUACGAUUGGUCCUCUCUCUCUACCUCCAGCAUCCGAUCAGGCUCUAGCUCUGCCAGCAUACAUGAGUCCCAGUCUAACCACUCAGGCCAUUCAGACAGUGGAGUGGACACAGGCUCUUCUCAUGGCCGGUCCCAGAGUGUGGUGAGCUCCAUCUUUUCUGAGGCCUGGAAGAGAGGUACCCAGAUCGAGGAAAGCUCCAAGCAUAUGAGAAUGGAGGCAUCCAGAGGGGCCACCCUGCCGCAUGCUUCCCACAGUCACCGGCAUCACAGCCAGCAUUCAGUUGAUCACCCAGCCCUGACGCCCCCUCCCCAACCUCAGGUGCAGCCGCAGCCUCAGCCUCAGCCCCAGCCCCACCAACAGCACCUACAUGAGCAUCAGCCCCACCAACAGCACCCACCACAGCAUCAGCACCCAUCAAUAUCAAUCCACCCCCAGACACCGACCCAGCCACAACAUCAGCACCUGCCUCCCCAGCAUCAUGCUCCUCAACAGGCCCCACAGCCACCCCCCCAGUAUCCUCAGCUCCCUCAGCAGUCACCACAGUCUCCACCUCAGCAGCCGCAGACCAUCAGCAGCUACAACCACAUGCCCCCACAGCAGCAAGAGCUGGCUCCUCCACCCCCCAUUCAAAUGGUGUCGCACCACUCGCCGGCUCCCACCAUGUACAAGUACAGCACCAUCACCAGGCUGCAGAACCAGAAGGCCUCCCAGUCUGCCAAUCACCACAGGUUGCCCAAUCACCUUCUUGCAUUGGGUCAGCAAGUUUUGCCCACAGCUUCGACGCUGCCUGCAGCACCAGUGCCCAUCAAACCCAAUGUCAAUCACAUUGCGGCAAGGACUAAUGUCCCGCCUCCACCUCCCCCUCCCCCUCCACCGUCCAUGCCAACCCCUGGGUCCGCCAUGGCUGUGUUAAAGCUGGGCCCUCCCAGUCCAGCUACCCCACCUGCCUUUAUUCCUCCGCCCCCAGCACCUCCACCUGCCCCACAGACCAACGGAGUUACAUUUCCUCCCCCACCUUCUCCCCCACCGCCCCCUCCUGCACUGGCCCCCUUGAGCCAACCUGUUAACCCCAACAGGCUGAAGCAGGCCCUUAAGGAAAGGUUUCCCAGCCCGCCACGGGACCUCCUCUCUCCGAAUGGAGGCCUUGAGGAGUCCCCACCGCCUCCACCCCCACCUCCUCCUCCCCAGCACUUCCCAGUGCCAGCCCAGUUCCCACCUCCUCCUGCACCGCCGCCGGCGCCACCCAAAACCUUCACCCCAGGCUUUGUCCCUCAUACUGCCCCCAAACCCGUGUCACCUGUCUCCCCAUUUCCUCCUGCCCCACCUCCUGCUUCCCUGGGCGGCCCGACCCCACCACCACCUCCACCCCCUCCUCCACCUGCACCUCUCAAGAAGCAGUUCAGCCUCCAGGCGGGUCACAUCUCCGGCCACCCCCCUCCAACCCUCCCCAAGCAGCACAGCCUGUCUAAACAAACGGCCUUCUCCACGGGAGCCGCUCCCACCAUGUCUUUGGUGAAACAACUAGCAAGUCAGUUUCCAGGAGCUCCGUCCCAACUCGCCAAUCACACAGAGAGCCCCAAAGCCCCCCUCUCUCCACCUGCAGUAAAGACCAAACCAAAAUGGCAGCCUGGAGGUGGCCAACAGCUGCAGUCUCCAGAGUUCCCUCCUCCCCCUCCAGACAGCAAAGUUGGCUUCCCUGCCCCUCCUCCUCCGCCACCUCCCCCUGCACCACUCCCUCCUGGGAACCUGGGCUCCCCCUUGAGGAGGUCACCCUCUGGGUCCUCCAAUUUCGUGGGCAAGAAACCCCCUCCCACCCCACAGAGGAACACCAGCGUCAAGUUCAACGCCUCGGCUUCCUACGAGGAAUCCAGGAGGAACUUGUUCUGUAAGUUUGCUCCCCAGAACAACGCCCCUCCUUCAUCCCCGUGUCCCACCUCCUCGUCCACUGGAUCCCCUUCCAAGGACCCUUCAGCUGGACCCCCUGCUCCCCCGAAACCAGGCAAGCUCAACCUGGCCAACCUGCCCAUGGCGCUCCAGGCCAAAGUGAGCCAGGUAAAGCAAACCGGCGGUGACUUCCCUACCCCACCACAUGAGUGCGCCUACUUCCCACCUCCUCCCCCGGCCUCUGAGCUCUUCCCCCCUCCUCUGCCUCCCGGUAGUGACGCCCAUAGCGGAGGACCUCCGAGGGUAGCCGUGGUCAACCCCCAGCCCCAGGCUCCCCCUCCUCCUCCGCCUGUCUGCCUUGUCAGCAACUCAUCAUGGGGGAAGAGCUCCCUGAAAAAGACUCCUCCACCCACACUUGUGCGGCGUAAUAACACCACCCCGGAGCCCCCUCCACUCUCACCACCUCCUCCCACCUCCCCAAAGGGCAGCUCAGGCCAGCCCAAUUUCCUGGAGGAUCUCAACCGGACACUGAAGCGAAAGUCAGUGGGUCGCCAAAGUUCUCUCAACUCGGCUGGCCUCACGGACAAGUUUGACCCUGCGGGAACUAUGGACGACAUGGCUCUGCCCCCGCCGCCCCCGGAGCUGCUCCUGGACCAAGGAAAGCAAAGCAAUGGAGGAAAUGGCGGCUACAUGUCCGGAAACAUCUCAGGCUAUGCAACGCUACGACGAGGACCCCCACCCGCACCACCCAAACGGGGGGACACCACCAAACUUACUGGAGAGUGUUGAACUUGGAGAUCAGGACACCAUGAAGAUGGAUGAAUAGACAAUGAACGAGUAUAUGGAAGUGAACAUUCAUUCGUGAAAUGGGAGCGAAUUCCUGAAUUCCUUCCGUCCUCUUGGGAUCACAAUGAUAAAUAGAUGACUGUGUAUAUACUAAAACCCAAACCAGACCAUGGUCAAUUAUUGUUUGCUAAUUAUUGCAAUUUUUUUUUUAACAUGUUUGGCUUUCUGGAUCAGUGUGGUUUAUAAUAUUGGGACAAUAAAGACUGGAGCAGGUAAGUUUGAGGUCACAGAAAAAUAAAACACGACUUUUAAUUUUCUGUGAUUGUUUAAACUCUCUGGAAGACAUUGUAUUUCCCUGUUUAGUAAACCCCACACAUCUGGUACACCAAGCAGACUUAAAUAAACACUAAUAAGAAUUGUGCAAACAUUACUGGAUCCAGGUCUGAGCCAAACCAUGUUAUCCGCUUCUUUGCCAUAAGUUUGUGCCACAUACUGGAGACACAAAAAAAAAAUAUUACACCACCACAGGAUCUUUCUGCUUUGGUACUGCAUGGACUUCAUGUAAGAACAAGCUGUAAAACAUGAAGCUGUUCUGGUGUGUGUGUGUGUGCAUGAUUGAGAGAGAGAGAGAAACUGAGAUGUGUAUACAUGCAUUGUGUGCACGCAUGUAUGUAUGUAUGUAUGCUUAUAUGCCGGUGGAGUAGUUAACCAUUAAAGAAGGCCUUUGUAGAGCGGGGACGGUUAGGUUUGCUUUUAUAUGAAAUUAUUUAAUGAUCGAUAAAUGGAAGGAUUUUUUUUUUAUAAGUCUGUGUUUUAAUAGCUGGUCAACAAAGUCUAGAGAGGAACAAAACAUCAGGGCGCAAUGGAAUGUACUGUAUAUGGAAAGGUGUAAUUGAAAUUACACACAUAAAGAAAGCAAAAAAAAAGUUAAAACUUUCAGAUCUGUUGUCUCAAACAUUUCUAGACUGUUCCACAACUUGGCAAAUGCAAAUCAGAAGGAAGCCUUAUCCCCAAAGUCUGGCACAGAGGUCAAAACGGAAAGGAGAUUUCUUCCAAAUGUUCAGCAGAGUCUGGACUGUGCAACUGGAGAAAAACACACGUUUUUUUAUUUUAUUUUUUAUUUAAUGGACUGUAAAUGGAGGAGGAGGCCUGUAAUGGUGUAUCUUCGUGGACUGUGUGAGUUCCCCGUGCGUUGGCUUGAUUUUGGACCUUAUCCUUCAGUUUGUAUCUGUACAGUUGCAGCUGCUACUCCGUUACUGUUGGUCCCCGCCGCCUUCUAAAGUCGCAUCAUAUCACAAUUCAGGAAGUCGAAUGUACAGGUUGGAUUCAGUCAUGUGAAGUAUACUCCUCUUCUCCACACAAGGUGACCCAGUUGAAAAAGAUACAUUUGUCUGGUUAAUGUACAGAGCGUUACAUCAUGUAGUCAAUAACGGAAAUCAUCUGACUGGCAUUAGACUGAAUGUUGCUUUUAUCUGUGUCGAUCGUAUCUUGUUUCUCCACGGUGCUAUUGGUGGACAGGGACUAAAGGUUAUCAUUUGAUUUUGCACCUGUACAGUGGAUCAUGAAGGGUUUUAAUUUCUCGCAGCAAUGCCUUCAUUUUUACUGUGCUAAUGCUGUCCUUCAAGGAACUCCUCAUCAACAUGUCCUUGUGUGCCAGGAUGACAUAUCAUUAAUAUUUCAUGUUUAAAAUGGUUUUAAAUUGGCUUUAGUGUGGAAAUGUGUGCUUGAAGUGUCAUGAAUAUGGUCGUUUCCACUCACAUUCUUAUGUGCUACGCCACAGUGGUUUGAUCGCCACCUGGAAGGCAGUGUACCAUUUCUUAUAACUGAAUAUCAUUGUCUUUAACAGGAUGUUUGCUACAGUACAGUAUCUAAGUUAUUGAUGUGCUGAUGUGAACAUGGGGCCAAGUGAAAUGAAGAAAAAUGGCUGCAGAUGUUUCCUCUUGCAUAUAAACUGAAAAUCACAAUAUAAAUGUUCAAACCUG